ACUGCUUGUUCUUCCAAAUGUGUGUUGACAUACAGAGACCAUAACUACUGUGGUGACCACGAGUGUUGCUACCACUACCACACCAGCAACCACUACAACACCGGCUACCACUACCACGACAGAAAUGGCGACUACAGUCAUGACAACAGGAAGUACCACAACUGUCGAAGAGACAACCACCGUCACGACAACAACACCUGAAGUCACCACUACUGAAACAACUACAACAAUGACAACAACAACCCCAAAACCAACUGAAAUAGGCGACACCGAAACUACCACACAGAGGACCCGAACAUCAGGUUUGACCACGCCCACCACAUCAAGCAGUGAGACUACCACCCUGUCUACAACUACUUCUGGCCAAACAACGCCAGGUGACUGCGCGGAAAACCUGAAUGAUGAUAGUCAGCCGGAUCCAGUGAUCACCCUCCAGACAUCCGACAUGACUGACGUUACUCCAGAUCAAACUGUCACACUUUCAAGUGGGACAUCGUCAAUCACCGUUCGAUUCGGAAGUAGUGAUACCGGAUACAAGGUCCUGACCAGAGUGACAGCCGUCAUCCUGAGUUUAGUCGAUCCAACAACAGAAAGUCCGCCCAUGAUGAUUCGUCUCGAAGGCGUCACUUUUUCAAACGGAACGACAGCUGAAGACAUUGGUGAAAUUAAUUCAAGUGGCCCAACCACCGGAAUGUUUAGACUUGGGGCACUCGGAGAAGAACCCGUGGAUGCUUUGGUCUUUUCCGUGCCCGACAUUCUGCCUCAAAACGCUUCUUCAGUAGACGUUGUCGUCCGAUUUGAUGGAUGCAUCAAAACAGGUGAAUAUGACUUACUUCAUAAUGAUUGGCUUCCGUACGUAAUUAGGCCACAUGGGCAGUAUCAUUUCCCGUACAUUCCGUCGAGUCUUGUACCAGGCAAAGCAAGCACUUGUGAUUCUUGCCAUGUAUAACAUGUUAACAAUGUAUGUAACUCAUUAGAAGGGAAAAUGAGAAUGAAAGUCGAUACUAUUAUCCUGUUUACUUUCUAGAUGUACAAAAAUUGCAUCAGAAUGAGCAUUACCUCGGUUGAAAUAUGCAUUCUUUUGAACACAAGACACGUA
Molecule: messenger RNA, 1099 nt
Organism: Strongylocentrotus purpuratus (purple sea urchin)
Lineage: Eukaryota; Metazoa; Echinodermata; Echinoidea; Camarodonta; Strongylocentrotidae
Product: bypass of stop codon protein 1-like
Exons: 4
Coding region: 125-949 (274 amino acids)
Biological process (GO): endoplasmic reticulum to Golgi vesicle-mediated transport
Source: RefSeq, a predicted model, not a curated record